ACCGCGCAGGCGCCCUGGUGAGCGCUCCGUUUGAAACAUGGCGCGGGCUGUCCCGCGGCUGGUGCUGAGUGAGGAAGCGAUCCGGUCGAAGAGCGGCCUGGGGCCUCACCGCAACCUGGCUGAGCUUCGGUCAUUGUCUAUUCCUGGAACUUACCAGGAGAAGAUCACCCACCUGGGACAUUCUCUGAUGAGUUUAACAGGUCUGAAAUCUCUCGAUCUGUCACGCAACUCCUUGGUUAGUCUGGAGGGUAUUCAGUACCUGACUGUGCUGCAGAGUCUCAAUCUCUACUACAACUGCAUCUCGUCGCUGGCAGAAGUGUUUCGGCUCCACUCCCUGACCGAGCUUGUGGACGUGGACUUGCGGCUGAACCCUGUGGUGAAGGCCGAGUCUGACUACCGCCUUUUUGUUGUGCACCUGCUCCCCAGGCUCCGGCAGCUGGACGAUCGCCCCGUGAGAGAGAGUGAGCGGAAGGCUUCACAGCUGCGUUUUGCAUCAGAGGACUCACUGGACUCAAAGGAGAACAUCCCAGCUGCUUUGAAAGUGGGCAGACCACACCACCCCAGAGCCAGGUGCACCGAGGCCUCAGCCAAGCAGAGCCUGGUCAUGGACGCGGACGACGAGGCGGUCCUGAACCUCAUUGCAGAGUGCGAGUGGGACCUCGGCAGGCCUCCCGCAAGCAUGAGCUCCAGCCAGAAGGAGCGCGAGGCCUACUCUUGUGGUUCCCAAGAAUCCAGACACCUGUUGAGCCCGCAGUCACUCCAGCACCAGUGUGGAGACUCCGGGAGGCAGGGCCGAGAGACGAGGUGGGCCAGCUGCAGAGCGUGCUGUGUGGAGAAGAUGCCUCGGAGCCGGCCCUGUGGAGAGCACCCGCCACAGCCACAGCACGCCACGGAGCCAGAGGCCUCCCGUGCCCACGGGGCGCACGCCCGCUUCACCCCACACCCAGACUCUGUGGAUAUUGAGGACUCGGCCUCUUCUCAGAAGUUGGAUUUGUCAGCAGAAAUGGCGCCCAGUCCACUGCCUGCCCCCGGAAUGUACAGGAAGCAAAGAAUGCCUGGUGGAAGAUUCCAGGCGUUUUCAGAACAGAAGUGUCUGGGCUGCCUGGAGGGGACUCAUGGGUCCUGCGAGCCUGAGGAGAGCCUGAGCAGACAGAACAGCUCAGAAGGCAGGAGUGGGAGGACCUUAUCUCAGUCCGAGGCCUUGGAGACUGAGGAGCAGAGGUCUGGGGGCGUGAACGAUGCUGGAGAGCCAUCUCCCAGGUCCCACUCAGCUCCACCCGGGAAGAAGACGGGCCUGCAGGCGGCGCUCCUGGAGACGCUCGUGGACCUGGUGGACAGGAGCUGGGGUGGCUGCAGGUCUCUGCAUAGCAACGAGGCAUUCCUUGCUCAGGCAAGACACAUUUUGUCUUCUGUUGAAGAACUCACCGUAGCCCAGGAUGGCUCCACGAUGGUGGGUGAAGACGCCGGCUCCCCGGCUCUGGAGAGCAAAUCCCUGCAAAGCCGCCUUGCAGAGCAGCGGCAGCGGCACGCCCGGGAGAUGAGCGAGGUGACGGCGGAGCUGCACCGCGCACGCAAGGAGCUGAAUGAUUUGAGACAACAUUUAGAUACAUCUUUAGAAGAGAAUAGUGGCUUAAAAUCGCUUUUGUUCAGUAUGAAAAAGGAGGUGAAAAAUGCAGACGCUGCAGCUACAUUAAAUUUGCAGAUCACUGGACUUCAGACAAGUGUGACGAGGCUGUGUGGUGAGAUUGUGGAGCUGAAGCAGCACCUGGAGCACUAUGACAAGAUCCAGGAGCUCACGCACAUGCUGCAGGAGAGCCACAGCUCCCUGGUCAGCACCAACGAACACCUGCUGCAGGAGCUGAGCCAGGUGCGGGCGCAGCACCGGGCCGAGGUGGAGCAGAUGCACUGGAGCUACCAGGAGCUCAAGAAGACCAUGGCCCUGUUUCCGCACGGGAGCGCCGGCCCCGGACGCUGCCAGGCCUGCUGACUCCUGCCAGGAGGUAGUGCUGCUCCUUACGUGGCCUGUGCCUUCCUGUUUCUUUACUGAGUGUAUUGGCUGGCAAGGGUUCUUGCUUCUGUUUGUAAGUACUUAGGAUUUUUGGAAUGUAUUCAGGGGCUAUAGCUUGGUUUUCUAAAGCAUCCGAAAAUGAUAUGAUCCAUCCAAGCCCUUCGCAUGUUUGGAGACAAAACACAUUGACAUAUUUUGAGACCAGCUGACCAUUAAUCUUUCAUCCGGUGUCCGGAGAUGACGUAAAUGCAGUGUUUCACUACCUGAUAUAAAGGAGAGCUAUGUAUGAUCUUUAUUUAAUAAAUGAUACAUUGUUCUGAAAAGUUAACUUUUGAAGUGUCUGUACAAACA
Molecule: messenger RNA, 2359 nt
Organism: Sapajus apella (tufted capuchin)
Lineage: Eukaryota; Metazoa; Chordata; Mammalia; Primates; Cebidae
Gene: CEP72
Product: centrosomal protein 72
Exons: 12
Coding region: 38-1987 (649 amino acids)
Biological process (GO): spindle organization; centriole replication; regulation of protein localization to centrosome
Cellular component (GO): centriolar satellite
Molecular function (GO): protein binding
Source: RefSeq, a predicted model, not a curated record